Jaculus jaculus (lesser Egyptian jerboa) is the source of this 3259-nucleotide messenger RNA. It is a transcript of the gene Lrrc8d, whose product is annotated as leucine rich repeat containing 8 VRAC subunit D. Gene Ontology annotation, molecular function: protein binding. The record is from RefSeq and is a predicted model, not a curated record. The transcript has 3 exons. NCBI's taxonomy places the organism in Eukaryota, Metazoa, Chordata, Mammalia, Rodentia, Dipodidae. Bases 288 to 2864 code for a protein of 858 amino acids.
CGCAGGACAAGUCGCUUCCCAUCCUGGAGCCCUCGUGAAUCUGCUGGGAUGUGGCAGUUAACUUUCCAGAUUUGCAUACUUGCAGCCACCACUUCCCCGGGAAAGGCUCAGCCUAGACUUUGUUUUACACCUUCCCCGAGGAAGUGCGCUGCUGUCCGUAACGUGCCGCCGGCUCCCGGGAUGGACGAGUGAGGUCUCGCGUCGCCCGCGGUUCCAGCCUCCGGAGCCCGCCCGCAGAGUGUCCCCGAGAGCGCCCUGAGGGAGCAGGGUGGCCGGCUGGUCCAGGAAUGUUUACCCUCGCGGAAGUUGCUUCACUUAAUGACAUUCAGCCAACUUACCGGAUCCUGAAACCAUGGUGGGACGUGUUUAUGGAUUAUCUGGCUGUCGUUAUGUUGAUGGUUGCCAUCUUCGCCGGAACCAUGCAGCUAACCAAAGAUCAGGUGGUCUGCCUGCCCGUAUUGCCGUCACCUGUCAAUUCGAAGGCACACUCCCCACCGGGAAAUGCUGACGUCACCACCCAAAUCCCCAAGAUGGACACCGCCGCUCACCGGGACCAAGACGGGCACGUGACACAUGACAUUUCCUUUGCCACUUCUGCUGUGACUCCUGACAUACCUCUCAGAGCCACCUAUAUGCCUGCAGAUUCCACCAUUCCAAACCAGGAGGCCAGGAAAGAGAAGAAAGACCCAACGGGCCGGAAAACAAACUUGGAUUUCCAGCAGUAUGUAUUUAUUAACCAGAUGUGUUACCAUCUGGCCCUCCCGUGGUAUUCAAAGUACUUUCCAUACCUUGCUCUUAUUCAUACUAUUAUUCUUAUGGUCAGCAGUAACUUCUGGUUCAAAUAUCCCAAGACCUGUUCCAAAGUCGAGCACUUUGUCUCAAUAUUGGGAAAGUGCUUUGAAUCCCCUUGGACAACGAAGGCGUUGUCCGAGACCGCGUGUGAGGACUCAGAGGAAAACAAGCAGAGGAUAACGGGUGCCCAGACUCUACCAAAGCACGUGUCCACCAGCAGCGACGAGGGGAGCCCCAGCGCCAGUACCCCGAUGAUCAACAAAACCGGCUUCAAGUUCUCAGCCGAGAAGCCGGUGAUCGAGGUUCCCAGCAUGACCAUCCUGGAUAAGAAAGACGGGGAGCAGGCCAAAGCCUUGUUUGAGAAAGUGAGGAAGUUCCGCGCGCAUGUGGAAGACAGCGACCUGAUCUAUAAGCUCUACGUGGUCCAAACGGUCAUCAAAACCGCCAAGUUCAUUUUCAUCCUGUGCUACACCGCGAACUUCGUCAAUGCCAUCAGCUUCGAGCACGUCUGUAAGCCCAAAGUGGAGCACCUGACGGGUUACGAGGUGUUUGAGUGCACCCACAAUAUGGCUUACAUGUUGAAGAAACUUCUCAUCAGCUACAUCUCCAUCAUUUGUGUUUAUGGUUUCAUCUGCCUCUAUACUCUUUUCUGGCUGUUUAGGAUCCCUCUGAAGGAAUACUCCUUUGAAAAGGUCCGAGAAGAGAGCAGUUUCAGCGACAUCCCCGACGUCAAAAACGAUUUUGCAUUCCUACUGCACAUGGUCGACCAGUAUGACCAGCUAUAUUCCAAGCGUUUUGGUGUGUUCUUGUCCGAAGUAAGUGAAAACAAACUUAGGGAAAUUAGUUUGAACCAUGAAUGGACAUUUGAGAAACUCAGGCAGCACGUGUCACGCAAUGCCCAGGACAAGCAGGAAUUGCACCUCUUUAUGUUGUCGGGCGUGCCCGAUGCCGUCUUCGACCUCACGGACCUGGAUGUGCUGAAGCUUGAACUGAUCCCGGAAGCUAAGAUCCCUGCUAAGAUUUCUCAAAUGACUAACCUCCAAGAGCUACACCUCUGCCAUUGCCCUGCAAAAGUUGAACAGACUGCUUUUAGCUUCCUCCGCGAUCACUUGAGAUGCCUUCAUGUGAAGUUCACCGACGUGGCUGAAAUUCCCGCCUGGGUGUAUCUGCUCAAAAACCUCCGCGAAUUGUACUUGAUAGGCAAUUUGAACUCAGAAAACAAUAAGAUGAUAGGACUUGAAUCUCUGCGUGAGUUACGGCACCUUAAAAUUCUCCACGUGAAGAGUAAUUUGACCAAAGUUCCCUCCAACAUUACGGAUGUGGCUCCGCACCUCACUAAGUUAGUCAUUCAUAAUGACGGCACCAAACUCUUGGUACUGAACAGCCUUAAGAAAAUGAUGAAUGUCGCCGAGCUGGAACUGCAGAACUGUGAGCUAGAGAGAAUCCCCCAUGCUAUUUUCAGCCUCUCCAAUUUACAGGAAUUGGACCUAAAAUCCAAUAACAUACGCACAAUCGAAGAGAUCAUCAGCUUCCAGCAUUUAAAACGACUGACUUGUUUAAAAUUAUGGCAUAAUAAAAUUGUUACCAUUCCUCCCUCCAUCACUCACGUCAAAAACUUGGAGUCCCUUUACUUCUCCAACAACAAGCUCGAGUCCUUACCCGUGGCAGUAUUUAGUUUACAGAAACUCAGAUGCUUAGAUGUCAGUUACAACAACAUUUCCAUGAUCCCGAUAGAGAUCGGCCUGCUUCAGAACCUGCAGCAUUUGCAUAUCACCGGGAACAAGGUGGACGUUCUGCCAAAACAGUUGUUCAAGUGCGUGAAGUUGAGGACUUUGAACGUGGGGCAGAACUGCAUCAGCUCCCUGCCCGAGAAGGUGGGUCAGCUGGCCCAGCUCACGCAGCUGGAGCUGAAGGGGAACUGCCUGGACCGCCUGCCAGCGCAGCUGGGCCUGUGUCGAAUGCUCAAGAAAAGCGGGCUUGUUGUGGAAGACCACCUCUUUGACACCCUGCCACUAGAAGUGAAAGAAGCAUUGAAUCAAGACACAAACGUUCCCUUUGCGAAUGGGAUUUAAACUGAGAUAAUCCGUGCACACCCGUGUGCAGGACCAAACCCCUAGAUCGCAAAUGCUCACGUACAAGUUAUUGCAAGAGAAUGCAUUUUAGGAGUACGUACAUCUUUUAAAACAAAACACAGAGAGGAUGCAUAGAAAGCUGAUAGAAGACGGGAUUGAAUGUUCAAUGGUUGUAGCAUUUUAAAGUCAUUCAUUUCCAAAUCUUCUUUUUUUUUUUCUUUCCUGGGUUGUUUUUUUUUUUUUUUUCCAAUUCUUUUGGGGAAAGGGAAGGAAAAAUUAUAAUCACUAAUCUUGGUUCUUUUUAAAUUGUUUGUAAGUUGGAUGCUGCCGCUGCUGGACGUUUACAAAAUCGCUUGCCUGCUAAAUGAUUAAAUUGACUUUUUCUUACUACACUA